Gossypium raimondii (Peruvian cotton) is the source of this 1754-nucleotide messenger RNA. RefSeq lists its product as hypothetical. The record is from RefSeq and is a predicted model, not a curated record. NCBI's taxonomy places the organism in Eukaryota, Viridiplantae, Streptophyta, Magnoliopsida, Malvales, Malvaceae. The coding region runs from base 246 to 1460 and encodes 404 amino acids. The transcript is spliced from 9 exons.
CAGAGACCAAAGACAGAGACAUAAGCAGGGAGAAAGAGAGACAGAGAGAGGAACAGAGACACAGACAGAGAGAGAAGGGGUUUUAAAGUUCCGAAGUGAAGAAGGAACUGUUAUGUUCUUCGUCCAUGCCGGGAUUUUAACCUUUCUCUCCUCAGUUUGAUGAAGCCUGAUCCUUGGAGCAUUUCAGCUUUGAGCCUGGUCCUUCUUGCACCGGUAGCAGCCUUGAUAAAGAGAUCCCCGGGAAUAUGGGUGGUUGCGCCUCGGUAUACGGUCAAAUGGCAAUACCUAGACCACAUAAACGACACUUCAGUUUCGGGAAGCGUCACGGAAAGAUGUCGGGAAAGAUUCCCCCUCCCAUCCCUGAAGUACGUAGGAAUAUGAGCGAUGCCAGCAUGACCGAUAUCACCGUUAGUGAAUACGUUCACGUAGACUAUGAGAACGGGUCCGAGAUGUCUAACAAAACAUUUCAUGUAACACAGCUACAAUAUAACCACAGUCAACUUUCUUCCAAUGGGAAAUGCCAAGAUGAAGUAUGGUUCGAUUCGGUUAGUAUUAUGGAGUCCGAGUCGGACGAGGAUUGCCAUAGCGUAUACGGAGGUGGAGCCGAGCGGUACGUUUACCGUCCCCGAGCUGGAGUUCAAAUCCCUUGUUCGGGAGAGAAGGCGACACCAGGAACGUGGUCAGAGAUUUCACCUUCAGUUUUCAAGCUUCGCGGACUGAAUUUCUUUAGAGAUAAACAAAAGUCCCCAGCACCAGAUUGUAGCCCAUAUGUACCAAUAGGGGUUGAUUUAUUUAUCUGCGCAACUAAAAUGAACCACAUUGCUGAGCACGUUCAAUUGCCAAAAGUAAAACCACAUGAUAAAGUGCCUGCUCUUUUGAUUGUUAACAUACAGGUGCCAACUUAUCCUGCCAAUGUGUUUAUUGGUGAUGCCAAUGGGGAAGGUUUGAGCCUUGUCUUGUAUUUUAAGGCCUCAGAUACUUUUGAUAAAGAUAUAUCCCCUCAAUUCCAGGAAACCAUCAAGAAAUUUGUGGACGAUGAAAUGGAAAAGGUUAGAGGGUUUGCCAAGGAGUCCACCGUGCCUUUCAGAGAGAGGCUAAAAAUUAUGGCAGGCUUGGUUAACCCUGAAGACCUACAAAUUGGUGCUACUGAAAAGAAACUUAUUCAAGCUUAUAACGAUAAGCCAGUGCUUUCGCGCCCUCAACACUCUUUCUUUCAGGGCGAGAAUUACUUUGAGAUCGAUAUAGAUAUACACCGGUUUAGCUACAUAUCUAGGAAAGGACUUGAAUCAUUUAUAGACCGCAUGGAGAAUGGGAUAAUUAAUCUGGGUUUAACCAUUCAGGCACAAAAACCAGAGGAGCUACCAGAGCAAGCAUUGUGCUGUUUACGCUUGAAUAAGAUUGAUUUUGUAAAUCAUGGCCAAAUUCCCACCAUUGUAACCUCCAAAGAUGAUUUAAUUUGACAAACAUACACCAGGCAGAUUUCUUGCUUUCUUAUAAAUCCAAUAAAGCAGGCAUUUUUUUAUUUUUUUUAUUUACUUUUUUGUGAAAAUGAAAGAGAAUUUUUGUUUUCAUAAAGAAUAUGUAAAAAUUUUCAAUUUUUUUUUUUUUUUUUUUUUUUGUAUUCAAGGGGAAAAUGAAAUUUGUUGGUAAAUUCUAACUAUCAUCUAAAACGUAUAUACAUACAUCUUUAUUCUUUGCAUUCUUUUAUUCUGAUUUGGCUGCCACUAUAAUCUCUAUAUCCUCACAACUACCGU